Molecule: messenger RNA, 41131 nt
Organism: Xyrichtys novacula (pearly razorfish)
Lineage: Eukaryota; Metazoa; Chordata; Actinopteri; Labriformes; Labridae
Source: the annotation of a GenBank genome assembly
GAGGAGGCAGAUUGGGAGGGAGAAUGAGGGAACUGAGAUGGAAACAAACAUUAACUUUUAAUGCUCUUUAUUGGAGCAAGGGGAGGGAGGGAGGGGCGAGUCAGUUGCAGACAGUGGAGGGAGACUGAGGGAGGGGAGGGCUAUGAAGUAAGGAAUUAGAGGGAGAAUAGGAAGAGACAGGAGACAGUAAGGGAGGGAGGUGGAGUGAGGUGGUGUGUGUCGGGAAGAGGCAAGGAUCAGCUCACACUGCUGAUAAUAUUCCCUGGGUCAAGUCAUGGAACAUGACGGUGAGUUUUCUUCCUCUAAAAAAGCAUCUUCCUCUUUCUCUGUGCAUGUUGUCUUCAGUGUUUUAUUGGCAUUCUCCCUCUUAAUGAAUGUCAUAGGAAAGAUUAUACACAAUUACACAGACACACACACACAUGCAGUCAUUAUUCACUCUUGUUCUUCUCUUGUGUAGCUUUGUUUGCACCUGUUCGCUCAUUAUUACUUUUAUAAGCACUGUAAAUCCUCUGCACUUAUUACAAGAUUUACGACUGCUUAAAGCAUCUGUGUUUAGUUUCAGCUCGGAUUUGUUAACACUGCUUAGUUGAAAAGAUUUUAACGGGGGUCAUAGUGUGUUUUAACAAGCACAUGAAUCAGUAUCUGUGGCUUCACCUGCUUUGCAAAAUGAGCAUCUGGCCAUUGUUGACAGAGAUCAUUAGCUUCUCCGUUUGCCUCAUCUCAUAAUCUUAAAUAAAUAUGCUCCAUAGAGCCAUGACAACAUCACAAAAGUCAUGCAUUAUGUACAAGAACACUACUUUACAGACAACUACCCUGUGUGCAAUAUUAAUAAGAUGCUAAUGCUGCGAGCAUAUAACACUUAAUAACAUUAAGGUUGGCGAGCUUAUAUCUUCACUUAACCAGGCUUCUAGUGUGCUGGGAGAUAGUGUUUUGGCAGAUCUUAUGAGGCAAUGAUCAUUGUGUGCUUAACUUUGAUAACAAUUAUAAGUUUGUUUCAUUAGAGACAAUGCCUCCUCUAAUCGCUGCAACUUCAUUGUAAUCAUUCUUUAGGGUAAAAACAGGCCAAUAAAUCCAGGUAGGAUUUGUUGGAAGCCAUCUUGAGUUUACUAGACUAAAUGACUAUAAUAUGUUGGUGUCACACUCUGUCAGAGGACGCAGGGAGGCAAGGCAGGCUAUAUCGGGCCUGUGUUAUCUAAUAUAGUUUGAUUACCGUUUGCAGAGGUUGUCAUAACAUAUCACAGUGGUUAACUGGCAAAAAGCCGCUGCUGCUGUGUGUUAAUGAAGUGAGCCAGACGUUUGGAGCAGAAAUGAAGUUCAGACUCAAGUUGUUUUAUUCUUUACAGUGAUUUAUUCCAGUCUAAUCUCAGUUUCUUGGUGUCUGUGGGGAUAUUGCCAUCCUUGCUUUUGUGGAUUUGCUGUUGUGGUUUUGUGAAAGAGUAUUUUGCAAGGCAAAGCAUGUAAUGUGAUGCGUGUGAACACGUGAAGUUUGCCGUGAAGCUUUAGAGUGUAUUCAUGAGAUGUUGACAUGAAACACUAUUUAAAAAAGUCACUGUUGUAGUUAUCAUAUAUAGGACAUUUAUAUGCAUGAGAGUUUUGUGUUCUGUUUGUGUCCGUCUAUGUUUUUACACAUCCAUCUUUGGACCUAUGCCUGCCGAAGAAAACACUCUUAAACAGUAAACACAGCUUCCCCACAACUACAGAGUCUGGUAAAGUCACAACUCCUGUGCCAGUUUUCAGUUGGCAGCUGUCCCUGUGAGAUACGUGUCUUCAUCUCUCUUGCACAUUCUCAUGUGAUUAGUAAGCUUGCCCUGAAAACUCUCUGCUCGAUUGAUGGAUCUACUAGUUUGACAGGAUCAGUCACCUCUAGCUGCCAAAUUCUCUUGGACUAAUAAUGCAUUAAAGUAACAACUCACUGAUUGACUUCAAGUCUUUUAGUGCUCUCUUAUCAGAUCUCGGUGCAGAGUUUGUCGUCUUUUUUUAGACCCAAAGUAUUUACUUCCCUUUUCGGUGGUUAUAGCCGCAGAAAUCUUUGCACACUUGCUGUAACCAUGGAAUACAUGUGUCAAAAAAACUGAGAAUGGUCAGCAUGUGGUCCUGCCACAAACCUCUUGAGCCAUUUGGAAGCUGGCCAAAGCAACCAUCUUCAACCAGUGGCUCUUUACUUUAAAACCAACCACAUUGAGUCUACAUAAGAUAAAUAAUAUGCCGACACGACAAAGCAAACAUGAGUGGUGUGCUUUCAAACAGAUGUUUUAGCAAUUGAAGGCAACUCCACUGAAUCGGUCCAAAUAUGGCCUUAUAUAGUAAGACUAUGAAGGUGUAGAUAUAAAUACCGGUCACUGUUUGUUUACGGUCCUUGUUCACUGCCCUCUUAUGGCCUCGUAUCAUACACUUCUAAAUCAAGAUCACAGCAUUUAUUUGCUUUAUGACACACAGUGUUUGUAAUCUGACAUUACUAUUACAUUUCCUGUCUUUGCAACCGUCGCCCUUUGGUUUUUAUGGAAGACCCCGCACUACUCUAUCAAUCUUCCCUCCAUCUCUCCUGUCCCCGUCUCACUCGGCUCGCUCUUCCUCCAGCUCUCAGGCCGCCUGUCUGGCAGGAUGUCAACUAUUGAUUUAUACAGGCAACAUUUUAGCAAUGAUGGCGGCUUAUGGGUUGUGCCAAACAGAAUACAACAAACAGGAGAUCAGGUUACAGACAGGCUGGCAGACAUAUGUGAAGAGGAAGAGGGAUGACAGGAACCACUGCUGUAUCGUUGCAAUAAAAGUACGAUAGAUAUCAUGAGGUCGAUAUCCUCAUAACCAGGAGCUUUGUGCUAUAAACUCUCAAAGAAGAGACAACCUCAUAACUGUAGGGAGGUAUGAUCAAAUGAUGAUUAAAAAAAGGAGAGGGCUUUUUUUUUCUUUUUCCGCUGCAUGAGUUUGAUCAUGUGCUGCAUCUAAGUCAUCAAUGGAGUUAUUGUUUAAGUUUAGUUAGUGCCCCCAUGGCCACAAGCAUUGCAGCUUAUUCUCAAAUCUAUUUCAUGUAAGUUUUAAUAAGUAUACAAUUACCUGCGUAUAGAAAUCAUUAUGUUUUGUGUUUUUGUUUAACUUAAAACAAGGCUUUGUAACUGCAUAGGAGCUGGUUCCCCUCCACAGAGGCCCCAGAAAUACAGAACAGACAAACUAAUGACAUUUAUGUUUUCAUAUUUGGUGGACAAGUGAAAUGAAAUAGUUGGAAGACAGAGAUGAAGAGAGUAGUUGUGCACCCAAAUUUUGUAUUAAUUGACAAAUGGAGGAUCAAUCUACUAUCAUACAUCACAGGAGCUCACUGUCUUUGAAAACCACUCUUUCCUUACUGACAGGGGGGUGAGCAAGGGAGCCUUUUCAGUCUUGAAUCUGACAGCAAAGUAUCGCGAAAAAUCUCACAUAUUGUACCUUUAAAAUCUCUAACGGAAUGAGUUUGGGGAAUGGUGACUGAGCCUGUGAUCGUGAUUUUUGAUGAAAAAAAAGCCUUUGUGUGCCGAUAUACCGAAUAAAGUCAACUCAAGUGGUACAGGGUUAGAGCCACAUUAAGGGAGAAAGAAAAUGAAAUUAUGAUGAUUUGUUUCAAGAAUUAAGUCAUAAUAUUAUGAGAUGAAAGUCUUAAUUGUGGUCUGUAGUUAGUCUAUAUUAAUUUAAAAUGGAAACCCUGGAAAAGCAGCCAGCUACCUGCUUAAAAAUGAGUAAAGUAUAUUAUACGUUAUAAAUUUAUACUGUCAAAAACGCACCAACAGUGACCACUUACAGCCACAGGUGUCAUCAAAAAGCAUGAAUCAGGGCUCCUCUUUAAAGUAACCUUAUUUUUUUCUUUGAUUGAACUCAUAAGCUACUACGUCUUAGAAUUAAAGGACUCUGGUGUCAAAAAAAAAACAAAAAAAAAACAUGCAACCCAUGGACCAUUAUCAGAUCUGAUCUAAAAUAUAACUCAGUUCUUAUUGGUGCAUGGGUCAUCACAACUUUCUUGCUGGUCCCUGCUUUUUUUUUAACAAGUAGUAAGAGUUCAGAGACAAGAACAAAUACUGACAGCACUUUGUGGGACACUGGCCAAACAUUGUGUGCUCGUAGAAAUAUUAACGGCUCGUGUUUGUUAUUUCAUUUCCAAACUCUUAACUUGUAACCGAAGAUAAAUGUCAAACAGCAAUCACUCUCAUGGCUGUUUUACAUGUAAAUGUAACUAAUUAACUUUAUUUAUUCUACUAACCAGAAGUUUUUGACAGCUAUUUUUUUCUUUUUGUCAUGAUGAGUCUUCAGUGAUUGUUUCCUGGAACUUCUUAAGCUUGGCUUUGUUUUUGGUAUUGUGUCUGCUCCUCACAGAGUCACACCUGACUGCCAGACUGUUGAUAUACAGAAUUGUCCGGUCCUGUUCUCCUGAAAGGUUUAGCUGCUCUACAACACGUGGCAAAUUAUCUCAAACAAGCUGUGUGCCAAGUGUCAGUCUUUUAGCUUUGGCUGAAUUCUGAGACUUGAACCCUGCCAGAAACUUAGUUUAAUAAAUAAAUCAAGGGGAGGGUAAAAGGGCUCUGAAAAGUAGCACUUAAACAAUUAUUACCCCCCUGUUCCGCUGAGGCUGCUACUUAAUAUUUGAUGACUCCUUUCCUUUCCUCUGGCCCUCCCGCUCUUUCUCCCUCUUCACCCCUUCUGUCUUUCCUUUUGCUGUUACGGUCAAUGAAAAGGUCACACUCCCCCCGUUGAUCUCUGUUAUUUAGUGUCAGGACACACAGGACCUGGAUCCCAAAAGUGUCACCUUGGCUCUAGAUUCCCUUACUCCAAGGGAAAUCCUCGCGACCUGUGGUGUAACCUUAAAGAUCUACAUUUGGAGGACUUUGCACUUGCAGGUUAAUAAAAGGUCAUAAUACUGAUUCAUGCUAAAUCUGGAGGAUUAAUUAGUUUAUUCUGACACAGUGACACAGAAGUUGUCCUACAGCCAGAUGAAAUGUUGAACACACAAAUUCUGGCAUGAAACACUUUCAAAAUGUGUUCAAACUUACAAUAACAAUAUGCAAAACAUGUACUGACUGAGGCAUCAUAAAAAUCUUUUAACAUGAAGGAAGACAGAGCAUACAACUUUGAGUACAAGCUACUUCAUUUGGUUAAAUUAACAUGAGCUCUGGGGCGCUGGUUCAGCUCAGUGGUUAAGUUGUGCAGAGGUUAUACACCUCAAAGAGGGGAGCCUGGGUUUGAAUAAAACACGUUGCUCUUUGUCACAUGUCAUUCCACUUCCUUAUCUCCAGUUGCCUACUCUGUCCACUGUCCUGUCUUCUUAAUAAAGGCAAUAAAAGCUCAUAAAAUAAACUUCAUAAGAUAAAUAAAUAGAUCUGUACAGUAGAGCAGAGCAGAUUUUUGUGUUGAUUUGAAGCAGACACUCGUGGUUAUAAAAAAGAUGAAUGACUUUGUUAUUUGGUGUUUAUGUUCUUCUCUCACUGUCCCUCCUAAAAAUGUAUGUUAUCAUUUUAAUGUAUGUGCAUUUUUCUUUUCUAGUCUAUCUAAUUUCCCAUCUGUUAACAUUGAGGUGGUGAACAUUAUGAUCAAUACUGCAGCCAGCCAGUGAGGGAGCUGUAAGUGUUUGGCUUCACCUCUUAGAAGCUGAUUUGCUGUCCAUUUUUUUAUACAGUAUAUGAAUGAUACCAAAACAUUUUACCCCGUUGGACCUGUUACAUUUGGAUGUUUAUUUUCAGCCAUGUUGGGAGUUUGUUCCAACUGUCCUCCAUUGGUCAUAAAUUUAGGGAAUAUUCAACCUGUAAAGAUCUCAAUCUGAACUGUAAUGGUCAACAAUUUAAGAUGCAGUAUUUUAGAGCUUAAGCUAAAAAGGUAUUAAGUUAAAGUACAGAGCAGUACAGACCACGAAUUUUGACCAGCUGUAUGUGAUUUCCUACCUUAACCUGAUUCAGUCGGUCUGAACAUGCUGGAUCAGCUUGCUUGGUGUCCCGUUCUGAUAAUUUUUUUUGUGUUAUCACAACAGUAUUCUUUACUGUCUGUGAACCCCCAACAAUUUCUGUGUUUCUGUUACCUCCAGUAAAUAACUUUAUCUCCUUGUUAAUGCAAACACAGUCACUUUCCUGUUAACUUCCCUGAGCACAUCCAUCCUUCUCUUCUGUUUACACUCUCUCGCCUCUGCUCUGACUUCCUUUUCUCUUGCAAUAACCCACUCCUCUUUCCUAAGGACAGUCCUGUUGUUGUCAUGGCAACUCCCAGGUGUGAAAGGGCUCCAUAUUUGUAUCCUGAUCCAGAAGGACACAAAUAUGGAGCUGAACUUUGCAUCUUUAUAAUGAUAUCUGCUUCAAGUAAAUGAAGUUUUCACAGUUGUAUGUAACGAAAAAGUCUGUUUUAUUACCUGGCUUUGUUAAAUAACUAAUUCUGAGAGGUCAAAGUUCAGUAAUAAUGUUGAUUAAUUCUCAUUGUGUGCUAUGAAUAUAAGAUUAAGUUGUUGUCUGUUUAAAAUAAAAUGCACAAGACAGGAAAAAGAGACACCAAAACACACAGACUGAGUCAACAAUGAUUCAGUGAGUAAUUAAAUUAAUAUCCUACUGGUUUCGGUCCUGACACUAGAUGGCAGUAUUAGCCUUAAUGGAAAACCACUUUAUGUCCACAAGAGGGAAGUUUGAUUUGGCAGCGUGUGUGUGUGUGUGUGUGUGUGUGUGUGUGUGUGUGUGUGUGUGUGUGUGUGUGUGUGUGUGUGUGUGUGUGUGUGUGUAGACUAUCUGCUGUCUGGCCGCUCAGUUCUGUCUGGCCGGGAUCUGAACUGUCUCAACUGACACUUUGUUGACAGUGAUGACAGAUAAAGCUCCUCCUUUCCCCCUCUCUUUCUCUCUUACACACACAUUACCCUAAAUAAGACUCCCCUCAUACUGAAAGUCAAAGGUAGGAGUGUUUGUCUCAGUUUGUUGCACUUCUGUGUGCUGAUAUUAAACAGGUAUCAUUUCUUUAAUCUAGUAUCAAAGGAUUAAAAGGCCAUGAUGACAAACUGUGAUAGAUUUUAGCUUCUCCUCCAAAGCUUUUAAAAUAAACUGCGGGUAGAGACUACUGUACUGACUGUCCCCCUGAGACCCAGACACUGUCCAGACCCCAGGCUCAUUCACUUAUUCAUCAUGGCCUGUAAGCUCAUUAUGCUGGGUCACAUAAGGUUUGUUGGCCCAUGAAGAUGACGGGGGCAGAAAAUGUAAACUUAGUCACUUGACCUUUAAAAUCAGAUGUUGUGCACUUACUUUUCUUGACCAAAUUAAAUAAACAGCCUACUCUUAAGAAUAUACUGUUGUUAACGUGUUGCCUAAGAUAACAUUUGUGAUUUUCUGGCAAAAAAGAUUGUAAAACAUUGAUCAUGAGGGUGAAAAACAGAGGAAAGUAGCAAAUUAUUGAUCCAUAACUAGUUAUAUGAGUUUUAAAAAGUUUUUCUUUAUUUUAAUGGGAUAUUUUUGAUUGUACAACAUUUUCAAACACUAACUGACAGUCACAUCGGAUACAGAAAAACUUAAGUGCAAUAUCAAACUGAAUGUCUUUGGGUUUGUACACUGAUGGCAUUAUGAUGGGCAGAUACCAAGCUCCUCUUAUCAUUUCCGCCAGAUGUUGCAGCUGUCUCAGCCCGGAUUUUAUCAUACCUCUCUGAUUUCUCAAACUGAAUGACAGAACACCACAUUUAGCUCAAUCUAUGAAGGACCAAGCUCCUCAUCAGAUCAAUAUCCACUAGCUCUAUUUGGAACUUGGGUGACAUGAUUAAUGACCAGCUACUCUUUAUGUGACUUUGAUCACUUGAUCAUGCUGAUUUGUCCUCUAAGACAUCAGGAGGAUCCCUUACGUUAUAGAGCAUGCAACACAACUCCAUAUACAUACUCUUAUAAUAUCACACACUGACUACUGCAACUCCUUACUGGCAGGCCUCCCUACAUGCACAUUUGAUCUUCUACAGAUGAGCCAGAAUGCAACAGCUUGGCUGGUCUUCAACCAGCCAAAAACUGCACAUGUUGCCCAGCUGUUCAUAUACUCCCACUGCCUUCUAGUUGCUACCAAUAUCAAAUUCAAAACCCUAGAAUUUAUUUGCGAAACAGUGAUAAAAACAGCUCCAACCUACUUUGAACCCUUUCUUCAUGUCUACACUCCCUCCUGCCUGCUACACCCUGCAUAUAGCGCCUGGUACUCCCAUCGCAAACCAUCAUUGUUGCCCCAGCAGUGGAAUAAAUCACCCAACUCUUUUUUGAUGUAGUCCUCAUUGGUGGAAGUCUUGGACUCAGCACUUUUGUGAAUAGCCUAGCAUUUAAUAUUAACCCUAAUUAUGAUGUUAGCUGCAUAGGUGUUGAUAAUGGUGAUAAUAUUGAGGUUAGCUAGGGAUCUGACCAUGGAAAAUGUAUUUAUCAGUAACUUACAGAGGUUAUCUAGCUCUAAUAAAAGUCCCAAAUGUUGCUUUAGUACAAUCUCUAUGUAGUUGGCACGUGUGACUGUAUUGUCUGAUGUUUUAUGAAUAUUCUUUAUCAGCGGUGACAUAAUAACAUUUCUGUCAGCCAAUAGGCCUGCACAAAUUUCAUUAUAUCUACCCUUUAUUACAACCUAUAGGGUGUGACCUGACUUCACACUGCUGUUGGUUGCAGGAGAUAAGUACACACACAUUGCACGGGAGCAACAUAACACACUGUAGUUUCGGGUUGCAGUUUGUUUCUUAAAACUAUUUGGUGAUACUUAAAAAAUUUGGUUUGGGUCAGAACAAGUGUGCUAUACAUUUACUGAUUAAACUGAAUACCUAGGUAACACACUUGUGGCCUAUCAAAGUCCCAUAAGUCAUGCUAAGUAUGGUUGCUGUAAGCCCCACCUAAUGUUAUUCGAAAGUGGCAUUAUGCAUGUGAUCUUGUGGGAGUCAAUGUUGAAUCAAGGUUUUACUGUAUGCUUGGUUAUGUAAAUACUGGACUGCCUAAUUGUCCUUGUAUUUUUUAAUGCAGUGGCUGACAAAGUGUCACCUUAAAUAAACUGGGUAGGGCAAGUCUUUGACUUUACAAAUACUAUGUUAUACACACAAAAACAGCAUGCUUUGCACCUUUAAAAAUAUCCCGAAAAAUUCAGUUUAGAUUUAGCCUUUGUAGCCCAGACUCAAGAAAGUUUGUUUUAGCAUAAUGGUGAUAUUGAGCUAAUGCUUGUCACUAACAAAUUAUAUUAAUCAGUCCAAUUAAUUGGAAAAUCAAUAAAUCAGUCUACCUCUCUUUCAGAUGUAGCCUACAAAAACAUCCUGUAUAAUUAAAUACACUUGUCCAUGAACAUCUGUAUUGGUGAUCCAUUGAAUAUUAUCUGCAUUCUGCUGUUAAAAUCAGUAUGUAUGUAUUUCAGGGCAAAACUUUUUAAUUUAAGAUUAGUUUGAAGAUAUAAUUUCAGAUAUCUAAAAAAACAUAUUAUUUUAACAAAUACACAUUAGACAUUUAUAUUUGUGUCAAAAUAUAUCAGAUAUCUCUGCAAUGUGGACUUCCACACGUACCCAUGUUUUUUUCAGCAAGCAAAACGCUGAUGAAGAUUAGAUGAAGAGCAAUUAUCAACAAUUCAUUGAGUACUCUGCAAUAUCAGAGAAGGGUAGAGUGGGGUAAGAUGAGCCAUUUUUCAUAUUUCAGAUCACUACAUCACGGCAAUCAUAGUUUAGUCUCUAACUCACAUAUCUGCAUCUAUUUCAAGAUGUUGUGCAUCCCUGCAAACCAACAGAAUGAGUGUAAAUAUAACUGUCUUGAUGAUAUAGCAUGCCAAAAAAGUGGCCUCCUAUGGUCAACUUACCCUGUGUAUGGGGUAAAUUGACCAAGGGAGCUGGGUAAGUUGAGCCAUAUCCCUACUAUCCUCAUGUUGUAGCUCAUAGAUACCACAGUUGAUGUGUAAAACAAAUUUAAAAUGAUCUUUUUUGGUCUGAACACAAUUCUAAUAAAACUUACAACAGACUAAAUUCACUUUCAAGAGUGAAAAAUGUUCAUCCAUGUGCUUUUAACCUUCACAGACUCCAUGAAUUGAUGCCUAUCUCCUAAAUAUUUGGUAACAUGAUCAAUUUCUUUUACCAUUUGGCUCAACUUACCCCACUCUCCCCUACAUCAGGUAUCUGUACAUCCCCAACAAUGAAGGUUGUUUAAAUCAAACACAUUCUCCUCCUGACAGACCAUCCAUAACAAUGAUAUUGCGGUGUGCUCUGCUGGUGUUAAUGACUGUGUCUGAGGGUGUCGGUACCCUGCACCCUUUGACCCCAGCAGCGCCUCUAAACCGGCCGGAGGAAUGAGCGGCAUUCUUCAGCUGCUGGCAGCGGCAGCAGCAGCGGCGGCAGCAGGAGGAGGAAGAGGUGGGAGGGGAAACUACGACGUAGUACAGACCCACAGUCAGUCAGUCAGUCAGUGAACCAAGUUUCCAGCGACUCAGCUCCCUCAGUCUGUAACUUUUUACGACAUGAGCUCACUCAGCGCUUGUGGAGAGGAUUUGAGCGGUGGUAGGAGACCGUGAUAGUGGGUUUUUAGGUGCGGAGGGCGGGCUCGGUCCUGCCCGGUGCAGCUCAGGAGAAGCAGAAUAUGGGUCAGACUGCUGUGUCUGCCGUGUCCCAGGCUGCGAGCGGUGAGUGUGUGUACAUAAUGUGCGUGGAGGAGCACUCCCUCCCUCUUUCUCUCUCUCACACACACAUUCCGCUAUCUUUUUUCAGGAUGUCUGCUCGUUUUCUUUUGUCUUUAACAUUUCUAUCGAACAAUUUAUUGAAACUUCCGCAAAACUUAAUCGAAACAAAGCGCUACGGGGUGUUGUGCUAAUAGGAAGUUAGCUUACAUGAAGUGCCUGAUAUUAAUUGAAAGGAAAUGCAUCAUUUUAAAAGUCUCUUUUACUAAAUGUACCCCAUGUUGUGUUACCUAACUGCUGUAAAACUAAUGAAAUAGCUAGUGUUAAGACUGCAAGAUGUGUUGUGUAACCAAAGAGUUGUUUAUAAGGCUGCAUUGUUGCUGCUGGGUAAUGAAGUGCACUGUUUGAUGUGAGUUUAUGUAUUUAGCAGCCAGUUUGACAUGAGUCCAGAAGAGCUGAGAGAGAACAGCUCAGUAUUGUUUUCUACUAAAGUCCAGAGAUUGAGCAGAAGACUGUCUGAAGCCUUUAAUCUUUGUGGAUUUACAUUAAAUUCGCAGUCAAGAACUCAACACAGCAUCAUCAUAAAGUCAACAAGUGGGGCUGCUGCAAGCUACCACUGUUUUCAUUAUAACUCUAUUUUAUUUUCAUGGUAGAUACUUGUCUCUUUAAAGCUGAAUCUAAACAAAAAUGUGCAGUGCUGAUCACUUUACCCCAAGUGAUGACCUUAAAAUGAUUUUCUUAUCUUAACAACAGUUCAAAAUCCAAAGGCUCCACAUUAACCCACAUUCAUGAUAUAUGAAAGUGACAAAUCUCUACCUGUACCAAGACAGAAACAGAAACAGUAAAGGGUGAUUUUUGCAUAAAAUUCAUUUAAUUUUUGAUAUAUUUCCAUCCAGCCAUCCACGUAUCUAACAAUUGAUAAAUCCGUGUAGCUCUGGUGCCUGCUACCUUUGUUUAGUAUUUUUAAAGAGGAACUUACAGUUGAGGUGUGACAGUUGCAAAGGUCAAGGUGCUUCAGUAGUUUAAUGAGCAAGUCUUUGGUCUUUGAUACAGCGCUGCUCUCAAAUGGCUAUUCAAAGUAUAUAAAACUUAUACUCAAGGAAACCUGAAAAAGAAAACUCAUAAUUUCUGCUGCAGCGCCUGUGACUGAUAGCACCAACUCAUCUGAGAACAGCUGAUCGCUUGCUUGUGCGUUACCUGACUAGUUUGCAAAAAUUAUCUAAAAUACGGAGAUCUCCAUCCAACAUAUAAUUCACACAUGCUGAGUGAGGAAGUGCAUUUUUAAGUAGAUUAAUGCUUCUUACUUAUUGCAGUUUUUCAGACUGUUGCUGUGUGUUUAUUGUGAAUGCUUGUGAUGCGAAAGUGAUUGAAAUGUGAUUGAUUGUGCAGAGCUGGAACAUAAUGUGUCUCUCUGUCCAUUGCAUAAUGUUGAAAUAUUGAUUACUGGGGAAGUAAAUCCCAAGUGUCAUGAUCUGAUAGUAUAAUUCUUUGAACAAUAACACAGUUUUUGCCAAUUUCACAUAGCUGGCCAAGGCAUGAUUUGAUUCAUCCCAAAUGAUGGGCCUCAAAUAAAGUUAAAAACAAAGUGAAAGACCAAUUUUAUACGACAGUUUAAUACAUCUACAUCAGCAAAUUAGAAGCAAUCAGAAUUAUGUGUGACAGCUUCAUUACAGAAUUCCCUCAGAUAUCAAAGUGGACAAAUAAACAUUAUUUAAUAUGGAGAAAAAUAUAUGUAUUGGCUUGUCAGUGUAAUCUUGCCAUACAUUAAAAGAGCCCAUAUGAAAGCUAUACAUAUACUUGGUAAUGAUGAAUUGCUGUUUUAAAAUCAGUGGUUACCUUAAAGCAUACUUUUACACACACAGUUUGGUUAAAAAAGUCAAAAUGAAUACUUUUUAAAUCAAGGUUCAAAUAUUUUAUCUUCAGUCUUUUAUUAACACGACCUCCACUGUUCAAGAGGUUAAAGUUAAGUUGUCUCUGUAAGGUUUGUCUCCCCCCAAAAGGCUUUUCAAAACCUUAAACUUAAACCCCAACUCUCUAAGUUUUUCUAUUACCAGCACAAGAGUGUGUAAGAAACAGUUGUGCCUCCUUGCUUACAAACGUUUUUUUUUCCUUUCCAUCCUUACUCUUCGGUCUGUCCUGCAGCCAUUAAAAGUAAACAUUUCACAUUUGUUCACAUUUUUAUGGGGAAGCUUUAAGGCAGCGAGGUACAGGAAGCCACAAAGAACUCCGGAUGAAGACAAAACUGGAUCUUUUUACGAUGCUGUCAGCAUUUAGAGUAAAACGCAAACUGUUUUGUAGCUCACUUAAGCCAACAUGUAUAGGAUCCUAGAGCUGUAAUUAUGAUGUAUCUGCUCUACAUGGCUGCAUUAUGGCUUAUAUAACAACACCAUGAUGUACCCUAAAUGCUGAAUGUACAGUACUAAGAGCAAGAGAGGGAAGUAACUCUGUCGGGGUCUUGUUGAAAGAUCAUUUAUGUUGAACUGAUAUCCUCCCACCCUCUCUGAGUUAUAACUCUGCGCUUAAACACAACUUUUUAGCCAAGCUUCCUGUUUGGUUUCUUUUUGCUUCUUACUCAACCCAAGCUGUUUGGUCCUGUGAGUAUCAUGAGUUUAGCAGUGCUGUGUGUGUCUGGCCUACAUUGAAGAAAGUUUUGGAAGAAAUUACCCAAGUGUUAAAACUGCAGCCAAUGCCCAGUGCUGCCCCUCCCUCUGAUCCAUCCAACACAUCUUAAGAACUUUUUUCUACUGCUUUUCCUCCCCUAUUUCUACCCCCUCCCCUGUCCCGUGUUUUCUUUUUCUCAGCCUCUUUUUCCACAUCUCCAUGUCUCUCCCCGUUUUCUCCUCUCUUUUGUCUCUUCCUCUCUUCAUGACGUCUGCCUCUUCCCUCCCUGGUGACUUACAGAGAAGGAAGGAAGCCUCUCCCUUUCCCCUCCUACUCAACACAUGUUCCUACUAUAUCGCCUGAAAAAGCGUAAUAGCUUUGUCAUAAACCACUACUUAAACUCUAUAGUAUCUGCUGUACAUAUACAGUACACAACUGUACCAUUGUGGUGUGUUUCUUUUGCCUUGAAGCAACACUCACAGCUCUCCUCAUAAUUCCUGUUUGUGAUUACUCCAUUGAGAUGUCUGCUUUUUCACAAGUUGGCUUUCUGAUUACCCAGCUCAUUUUCACAGCUGCUGUGGAUCCAAAUCCUGACUCACUCCUCUAACAUGACAUUGUGAGUCAUUUUUGUUUCAAAGUAAAACCCCUUAGUCGGAAAUCCAGGGGCUAAAAUCAGCAGUUGUAACGCAUAAUGUCGUCCUAAAGUUAAUCUAAUGUGGAUACACUGCUGGAUAUAGAAAAGCUGUAGUCAGUGUUAUUUUGGUCAGGUUCUGUUGCUUUCCUUGGUCAGACGUCGAACUGCCAACAUUUGCAGUUCUUGUGUGUUAAAGUGUUUUUAAAUCUUCAUUGUUACUUGGCACUUCCUUCAGGAUUAUUUGGCGCUUUACUUCGACAUCACACUUUCUCUCAGGCAGAUUCAUUUUUAUUUGCUCGUAUCUGCAUUGAUGAGGGCUUUCAUUUCCUCCCUACCUUUGGGCUAUAUACUCAAGUCAUUGUGGUGCAUGUUUGCACUUUAUUUGCCACAGAUGCCUGAUUGCUGUUUUAGGUGUGAUAAAACACUAAGUUCCUCACAGGCUUUACCGCUGAAAAUCAGUUUGACACGGUGAAAAUUGUAGUUGAGGUUUGGUUGCAGUUAAAGUUUGAAUCUACAAAUACAAAUCAGUUAAGUUAUGGAAAGUUCAUGUGGUUUUGAGGUGAAAAGUGAAUCAUUUUUUGUCAGGUUAAAAUGGGUCAUUUGAGAUGGUUAGAUUGAAUUAAAGGUGGGAAAGGUUGGGGAAUUAUCAUGACCAUGCUUUUUCAAAAUAGUAGCACUGUCUGUCAGAGGGAAACAGCAUACAAACUUUUAUCGAAAGUGUUGAUGUCUGAUGAUGAGCUUCUACUAAAUCCUUAUUCAGUUUGUCUUUGCCACCGCAGUGUAGCUGAUUAAGGCUGUUGUGGUGAGGGCCUUUCCCCUGCUCAGGGUGGCUCAAUAACUUAGUAUGCUGUAUUUUUGCAUAGGUCUGUUAUGUAUUAAAGGGAUAUUCCGAUGUAUAAAUAAGUUGGGGUCAAACAUACUGUAACACAGAGUUAGACACCCCCUCGAGAGAUGAAUGUUGCCGACCACUCACUUCUCUAGUUAUACUUUUAUAACGCUCGCACGAUAGCAAUACCCAGCGGUCUACAUGGCCAGGCACACACCUCAACCAAAGCGCCACUCUAUAGCCACAAAUAAUGCUCAGAACAGCACCUAACUUCAUCAACAGUACAUAUAGGGUCCAAGCCAUAGCACUAGCCACCAAACAUCUUUUUAGCCUAGCCUAAUUUCUUUUAGCAAAGAGACUAAACAAAACUCACCUACUCUCUUCCAGCAGCUGCUUGUUUUUAGGGAGACCUCGGAUGAGUCAAUCACAGACUACAGUGGGGUGACGCAGCUGAAAGAAGAACAUUUAUGAUCAUUUCUUCAUAGAAAUGCAAUCAGACUGAGAUGCUAAGGCAGAAGAACUACCGCGUCUGCAGUGCAAAAUGAUUAAUAUGGUGAUUAUUACUUCAAGGACAUUAUAAAGAAAUGAUCAUAAAUGUUCUUCCUUGAGCUGCGUCACCCCGCUGUAGUCGGUGAUCGACUCGCCCAAAGUCUUUGUAUAAACAAGCGGCUGCUGGAAGAGAGUGGGUGAAUUGUGUUUAGACUCUUUGCUAAAGAAUUUAGGCAAAGUUAAGGAGAGUGUGUCAGUCGUAAAGGGCUCAGGCUCUAAAAAAGAACAGCAACAGAGAGCUGUUUUGGAGCAGAAAAGGAGGGUUCUUGCAUACAGAUGAUCUGAGUCAUUAAUAAGAGCCUGAAUUCACAUCACUGGAAGCUUCCCAGAGAAAGAAGACAAACCCUGCCCCCACUGAUUGCAGACUCCUCAAGCAGGAUUAUAAAUUCUUUUGUAGAUUUAAUCCAUAGUUGUGUACAGAUGUGAUGUAUAUGAAUUAAAUCUUUUACUGGACUUGGCUUGCAGAGACCUUCUCUGUUUCAGCAGGAAGGGAGGUGGACUGUUGGAUUUCCAACAGGUUUUAACGUUAACUUUAACUUCUGUUAGUUUUUUUUUCUAUGAAACUGCUUGUCAGAUUUCGACCAAAUGUCAGUUUCUUUCUCCACCUUAAAAAAACGCCAUCAUCUACUCAUACAGCGUAUCACUGUAAACACGAGUUGGGGGGAGGUGACAUCACUAUCGCAGUUGUCUAUCAUGCUCCACAGUUGGUACUACAGGGACAGCCGUACAGCUGAUAAGUUUUCACUUAAAGAAGUGCAUGUGCUUCCACUUGCUCUUCAGCGGUGUGUUCCUCUUCGGGCCUUCAUGGCAGAUAUCCAGGGUAAUUUCUUUCUUUUUUGAAGAAUGAGAAAAUGAUCGGUUCAAAAUUCUUUGUCUUGAGUUAUCUUUGUGUGGGAACUUUGCAAAUGGUCACACCAAAUUUGACUGUAAUUGUAUGAUAGUGUUUAAGCAACAUAAUCUUUAAAGUACAGCGUAUUUAUUACUCAUACUGCUGGAUGGCAUCAUGUAUGAUUGUCAAGCCCUUUCCUUCCUGAAGCACCGUCUUCUUCUCUGAAGCUAAAGGUAAACAGGACAGCUAAGUUCAGUGUGUCAUCUGUCAAAACAACCAGAGGUUUUCAGUCGUGUAGUUGUUGACUCUUCCCCACUCACUGCCUCUUUCCCUUGCUCUGCUUUCUAAGUAAUAAGCCUGUCCAUUGUCCCUGUCUGGUUCCCACUCGAGGUUUAAUAGUCAGGCUAAUGGUGAUGAUAAUCGCUGUUACAGAUUUUCCCAUCAUUAGCGGCUCAAAGCAGCUGCUGAAAUGCACCUAUUGUUGUGAUUUGAUAUGAACACAGGAACAGGAAAUGAGUGUGUGUUCGUUCGUGUGCAUCAGUGUGAAUGUAUAUGUGUGUAAGAGAGGGAGAGCUAGAUUGGUGUCUGGGGAGAGCAUGAGCUGCGUGCCUUUUUCCAUGUCUUCACUCUGUUUUUGCUUUUUUCCUUGUAAUUGCCAUAUUGUGUAUUUGCAUAAUGAUGUUUUCAAAUUUCCUCAGUAGCCGGGGUCAUAAGAAGACCAAAUCAGUAGCUAUCAGUCUUCUUGGUUUAAUGUCACACUGAGAUUUUACUUCCAAAACAGUGGUGUUGCAAGCUGCGUCAUUUUUUUGAUCACUUUGAAACCCACCUGACAGAUCAGGCUGAUGAGACAAACAUGUCUGACUGAUUUAAGCUCCUUGAGGAUCUUGUCUUUUAGAUCUCUAACAGUCUAACUUGUAGGGGUGGGAGAAAAAAUCGAUUCUCAGAAGUAUCUCAAUUUUUUGUUUGACAGUUUUUAAAUAGAUUUUUAUGUUAAUUUUUUUUUUUUUUUGCAAAUUUAAGAAUACAUCUUAAAAACUGACUUACAUGUGAUGUGUAUUUUUUGGGGGAAAUAUGGUUCUUGGAAUAGUCAGUUAACAAUCAUAAUCAUUCCACUGUUUCACUGGUGUUAAAAAUGCAGACUAAAGAUCGAGAAAACCGACAAUAUCAUAAAAUCACAAUUCAAAUCGAAUCGGCAUCUAAAAAAAUUGUAGAAGAAUCGAAUCUGGAGAAAAGCAUAUCGUCACAGCCCUACUAACUUGUGUAAUAAUAAUAAUAAUAAUAAUGCAUCAGAUUUCAUAUAGCGCUUUAUCUGAGACCCUCAAAGUGCUUUACAUUGGUUACAUCAUUCAUUUGCUCACACAGUCACACUUUGGUUGUGGUAAACUACCUUAGUGUGACUUAGUGGUCACAGCUGCCCUGGGGCAGACUGACGGAAACGUGGCUGCCAUUUUGCACCUACGGCCUCUCCAACCACCACCACACAACACUCACAGUCAUACACCAGUGGAGGACACACACUGGGAGCAAAGUGGGUUAAGUGUCUUGCCCAAGGACACAACGGACAGACUAGGGAUGGGGGGAAUCGAACUGCCAAACCUUCCAGUUAUUGGUCGACCGUUCUACUUCCUGAGCUCCUGCCACUGUUUUUGGAUGACCUGACAAAGGCUGCUGCUGUGUUGACAGGCUGUUUGUCUCUUUGAUUUUGUAUCUCAUAUAAAGCCAUCUAUCUUCAUUUUCUACAGGGUACCUCAUGCUUUCAGUGUUUUCCUUACUCAUGGUAUUUUAUAGUGUAUUAUUUCUUUAAACAAUGUAUUGAUCCGCCAUCACCAGUAAACGAGAGAUAGAGGCCGUCAAUCCCCAUUAGCUUUAGCUCUUAUACAGCGUAGGGAUACCGAGUGCCACAUAGCAACUAAUACAAGGCAUUGCUGUUAGAGUCAGGCAUUUGUCAGUGCUGGUAAGAGCCGAGCGUAAAGAGGUUAUCGAUCAUUUUAUAUUGAGUCGAUCACUUUGGAUAUGGUUUUUGCUCCUUUAGAUAUGCAGAAAGAGAGACGACUGAAUAAACUUUUUUCAGCACUUGAUAUUAGACGUGAUGAUUUUUAUUGGCCCUGGGUAAAUGGCUCAAAACAUGUUUUUCCCACUUCACUUGAUGAGUUUUCGGCUUCAGUCAGUGUGUGAAGAAACCAGGAGAUUUGACAGAAUGAGGAAAACUCUGCACGUGUGCCUCGUCAUCGAACCUUUACUUCAUUUCUGAGUGGUUGUUGAGAAGGACAUGAGCUGAGAUCAGAUGGUCUUUGUCAGUAUUUGACUGUUGCAUCUUUCCUCAUUGUCAGAGGCAACAGGAAACAUGAAUCAGUCUCACGUGUUUGAGUGAAAUGUGCUCACCAGUGAAGAGCGGUCUGUGAAAGGAGUGUGAGUGAAAUUUCUAGUAAUUUGCUGAGGUGAGGGGGUGCAAUAUGUCCAACAUGAUUGCUUGAGCAGUUGCAGUUGCGCACACCCUAUACACUUACACAACAGGUGUGAUGACUUUAAGUAUUUUCCCCCAGAACAUCACAGCUUUGAGUCCCUCAUUACUGAAUGGUUGUCUCACUUUAAAGAUUGAGCACGCUCUGGUUUCAAAGUUACAAAGGAAGUCAUGGUUGGGAGUGGUGGGACACUGAAGAGUUGGCACCUUUUCCCAGAGGCAUUUAUCUUGUAGCAUCGUCAGAGUUUAAUAAGUGAUGGAUGUUGAUGUAUUACUCAUUUGUUGGUAUGAUGUGUCAUGUUUAUCUGAACACACUCGGUGGAAACUGAGAAUAAUAUUCAUUUUUAUAGACGAGCGUAUGAUCACUACAAUAUAUUUUUUUUCUUUGUCUACUUUAGUUCAUCGGGAUCAGCCUUUUAUGUCCAUGUAAGGUGCCAGUUUCAUGGCCACUGCUAUCUUGCUCUGCCAUGUUACAUCCACACAAAUCAGACUUUCCAGAACCCUACAGGGUCUUUUUUCCUCGGAUAGAAAAACAAAGAAGAAGAAGAUUGGGUUAUUGUUAUAACCUGUAAUUGAAGUUGUACUAAUAGAAGUUUUUGACAAUGAUGGAUUAUACUAAUGCUGCGUUCGAGUUACUUCGGUCGGAAGUAGGCCUGUCACGAUAACAAAUUUUGCUGGACGAUAAUUGUGCUACAAAUUAUCGCCGAUAAACGAUAUUAUUGACACCAUUUUUUAAAUUAUAGAUAAUGAUAUUAUAUGGCAUAAUAAUGCGAGUACACCGUGUCAAAAGUGAUAAACUUUGAUUUCCACACGAGAACAACACUGGUUGUUUUCGUUGACUAAAAUAUUUCCCUUUUCUCCCACGACGAAGACGUAACGUUGACGAGCUAAACAUAAGUCGGAGAUGACUAAAAUGUGACGAGACGAAAGUGCGUUUACGUUGAUGGGACGAGACGAAAAUGACGAACAGAGUUGCAAAACUCAGUCAGUUAAACGCUAAACAUAUAGGAGCAGCUUCAGUCCGCUCUGACAGCUCGCAUCAGCCUGCUGUGCUCCUCCAACACACAGACACACACGCACGCGCGCGCACGCACACACACACGUGGAGUUUUGUGGUUGACGAAAACAAAACUGGUUUAAAGCCGAAAUAUUCCCACACUUGGGCGGUUGCGUUCGGUUUAGACACCAAAGCUGUCGUGUUCAUUCUGUUUGCUUGCUUUUCACUCACGACGCUCACUUGCAGCACUGUAUCCAAAAAGUCUGUGGCUGUGUCCGAAAUGGCAUACUGCCUACUAUCUACUUACCUACUCAAGCAGUAGCUACUGCCUACUGACUACUCAAAGAGGAUUUGAGUAUGCCGCGGCUGCCCGAGCGUUUACACACAUACAUACUAAAUACCCCAGAAUGCAUUUCGUGCCGGCCGGACGCAGCGCCGGGAAAAUUUAAAUAGUCCUACCACAAGCCACACAGAACGACUGCAUCCCGGACAAAUUAUAUAAAUUCAUUCAAUAAUAAUAUUUUUUUCUAGCGAGAAAGUAAGUGUUUACAUCACGAUUAUGAGCCCAGUUGUUUGAAAUAGUGGCUGUUUGUAAAUUUGUCUCGGCGUUUUCGGAGACCGAAGCGUCCACUUGGUCGGUGUUUGCGUCAGCAGCCCCCCCUUCACGUUUCCAAAUUAUUGCGAAGUGUUUUCAUAAUCAACAUCUACACGACACAAACCGGGCGGCAGUGGAUGAAAAAAAUCACACAAACAUCCGUGUAUCCAUGGUGAUAAUGCUAUACACCACCUGCUGGCCGUGUGAUGAGCAGCAGAGGGCUGCAAAAUGACCAACACACAACAUAAUUAUUAUGACCUUGUUCGGUUAUUCCUUGGCAAAUACAUCAUUUCCCGACUACAUUCUUUUCAUGUACAAUGAUAAUUUCAGAAACCAUCAGAUUUUCAAUCACAAGUAAGAAUUAGUAAAGCUCACAUAGAUUGUCAACUGGAAACUCCCCCGUUUGUAUAUUCUGAACCAUGUGCUCUCUACCAAAGAUAAUUUUUAUUAAUCAGAGGUCUGUGCUUAAUAUGAGCGACCACUUUGAUGAUGCAUUCAGAGAUGAGAAGAUGCUCAAACUUGAUGUAAUAAAUACAUCUUUAAUAGACACUUAAAUAAAUAAAGUCAAUUCAUACGAAUAGUUAAAAACAUUGCCUAUAAUCCUAAUUUAAAAUACAAAUAAAUCCGGUAAAAAGAUCAAAAUAUGAUAAAAUGAUGAAAAUUGUGUAAUGUAUACGGACUAAAUAUUGUUUAUCUAUUUAUAUAUAUAUCAUUAUUAUUGCAAUCACAUGCCAUCUAUUUCUUUUCAGCCUCGGGAAGGAGGGCCAUAUUACCAGCUGAGGUGCGCAAUGCAUUGUGGGGCAGAAGCAGUACGUGAAGCAAGCUCCGUUGCACACUCAGAAAUCGAAGCCGAUUGAGUAUACAUCCGGGCAUUUCUCGCAUACACAAAAUUCGCAUACUGUACAGUGUGAACGCACUCACACUGCCUACUCAAUUCAGAGGCGGGGUUAGUAGGAGUAGUAGGAGUAGUAGGCCAUUUCGGACACAGCCUGUGUCUGUGUGCCUGACUGUGCGCGCCAGCCCCCUCGUGACAAAGACACUGAAUGACUGACAGGAGGGUUCACUAACUCCGUUCAUUCCGCUAUAGAGCCAACGCCCCCAGGUGCCGAGAAAAAUGCGCAGAGUGAGACCUCUUCUCUCAUCCAGCGUGUUUGGUAGCGAGAGAGGAGGAAAACAAACGCACGUCAAUUAUCGAGGCUGGCAAAGUUAUCGACCUCGUUUUUAUUUAUCGAGCAAUAAGGCGAUUUAUUGAUUAUCGCGACAGGCCUAGUCGGAAGUCAGAUGUCGGAGCUGGAUAUGACGUCACACCCGAGUUAUUUUAGUGCUUGCCUUAUUGUCUUGUUUCCACCUCUGAUUUUGCUUUUCUCUGACUUAGAAAUUAAAAUGCUGGUAACUGGGGUGUGACGUCAUUUCCAGCCCCAACAUCUGACUUCCGAGGUAACUCGAAUACAGCAUUAUAUUAUGUAACACAGGAGCUUCAUGUCCCCAAAGGCCACCAAGGGUUUCAAUGUAGAGUCUGUACUCUGCAUAUAACCACAUAUUGACAUGUCUUCACAGUGGACCUUUGAGUGAUGCCUCUCCACCCAUCUUCAUUUUGAGCUAACCUCUAUAAGCUGAGUAAAAAAAAAGGGAGAAAGCAGCCCUCUGUAGGCUGCUCCUCAUCUCUGCUUGAGUCAAGUUGAGCAACAGAGCUGUCGCAAGCUGUUGGCAGUCAAGUUGCAUUUUGGGUAAUUUAAAGGCAUCAUGUUUUAAGGAAGAAAAUUCUGCUCUGACAAUUUUGGCCUCUUUCUUACCAUGAGGAGUUUAGCCAUGUUAUAGGAAUGAAAUAAAUGAAUGGUUUUUGUUUAACAGUCCUAAUAAAGGGCAUCCUCCUCGACUUUUGUUGUGAUUAAACACAGUUUAAGCCGAAAAAGCAUCAGACUGCUGUUACUCCACAAAUACUAGAGUUACUGUGUGCCAACCUCUGAGAUUCUGAGAAAAGUUAUUGAAAGAUUUAAUACAGAAAUUUUAAACUUUUAAUCCCCGCUGGUCUCACAGUCAGGAGGCUUGAGUGAUUCAGCAGUGGCUGCUUUGUCGCUGAAAAAACAAAAAUCCUUCCUCUGCUCGAUUCUGAGGAGUCACAUACCACCUCUCUUUCCUCUGUGUGGUUCCGGCAGCACACACACACACACACACACACACACUCACACUCACACUCACACCACAGAUACCAUAAACACCACACACUCUGUCUAUACACUGUCUGCAGUUUUCCAGAGAGUUCGAAGUGCGGCUAAUCUUUCAGCAGGAAGAGGAGGAGUUGUGGAAGGACAUGGAUCUGGCCAAGACACACACACAUAGGCAGAUACAUUUUCAGUACAGACACAGAGUUAGUGAUAAUAUUCCUGCUUGGCUGUUGGACCUUCUCCCCCUUUGCUUAUCCUAAUCUGUUAUAACAAUGGGUUUAUUGUGAGCAUAAAUAUAUGAGCUUUUGAACAAAACUUUGACUGUACAUGCCAGAAACUCUUCCCAGUGAUCUGAUAUUAAUUCUCUUGUUAUCUCCACAUGUGUGUCCUCAGUUGAUGGGUUGGAGAAAGAAUCACUUUCCAGCUGUGAAGUCGCCGUGGAAAGUGCCUCCAACACCUCGAAUACUCCUGCAUCACGGCAGCAGCGAGGCAAGCUCUCAUCACUAGGGAAACUGUUCAAACCCUGGAAGUGGAGAAAGAAGAAGACCAGCGACAAGUUCCAGGAUCUGUCCAAAGGUAUGAUGUCCCAAGUUUGUGUGUGUUAUAGAGGCACCGCAUGAAGACAGGCGUCUUAUUCGUAUCAACAACACCAUGGAUGGAUUCUAUGAGUGGAUUGGUGCUGAGCAUUAAAUGCUGUAAAAGGAGGGAUGUGAGGUUUGUUUGCUGCUUAUCGAUUGAUUCCUGCUCAAGUGCUGGCUAAAAUAAGAAAGAACAGGAGCGAACACAGAAAGCAGACGAUCUUUUCUUUGCAGCUUCUAUGUGUGUGUUGUCUCUUUGCUCUAGUCUCUCUAUAGGACCAUGUCCCUCAGGUUCAUUUCAGGAUACUGUCCAGGGGAAGAGCAAAAACAAUCAAUGUGUAAACCUUUUUUUCCUGUCAGAGACAAGAGGCUUCAUUUAGAAACAAUGCAUAUGCACAAAACAGCGUUUCGCCUCUGAUCCUACCCAGCAGGUAGUGGCAGAGCAUGAAAGUGGGGAGAGGUGGUGAUAUGGCCCACGUGUAUGCACAGCUCUGAGGUGGGGGAAAUUGGCAGAGGUGGAUGGUUAGAGGGUGAAUUGUAGUCAGAUUAUAUAUUUCACAUUUAAUACCGUUCAAAGUGCAAAGUAGGAAACCAGACUGUGUCCUAAUUUCAUCGUCGGGCGCAACAGGCCAAAGUGAGAACAGAAAUGCAACAACUUUCCAGCACAGUGACAGUAAUAUCCUCUUACACUGUGCAGCAACAAAGUGCACAGAUACACAGUGAUAUCAGGGCUGUCAGUGGUAUUACUUUUUUAAAUGCAGUAAAAUCCAAUCCAAACAUUUCUUUGUUGUCCCAAGGGUUAAAAAAAAAGAACUUAAAAGUGAAAGUUAUGACACUUUACUUGACGCCUAUCUCUAUAACGCAUUAUAAAUGUACAAUGUGUUAUAAUCAUGUUAUAGCACUGUAUAACUAUAGUUAUAAACACUCAUAAAUGAUCAUGAUUUACAAGGUCAGGUAUUAUAAUGUGUUAUAACUGUUUACAAUUCAUUGGCAAUGCCAACAUAGAUAAUGCAAUGCGACUGUUGUUAACCUAACCCUAACCUUGUAAGUCAUGAUAAAAUGCUUUAUAAUGUGUUACAAUUAUUGCUAUAAAGCAUUAUGAUCAUGUAUGAGUGUUUAUAACUAUAGUUAUACAGUUCUACAAUGUGAUUAUUAUACAUUAUAUAUAUGUAUUUAUAAUGCGUUAUAGAGAUAGGUGCCAAAUAAGGUGUUAGUUGUCAUUUUUGUGGCUAUGAGAGCUGGUGCACUUGUGUAGAAAUAGAAACUCUUACAGCUUUCAAAUCCUGUUUUUUUCUGUAUUAAAAUCAUUUAAAUGGAAUUAAAACAACAACAAAAAAGAUCCCUCACCAUGUGGGGUAUUGGAAAUUUCAUGGCAGUUAAGUCAGAUUGUGCAAAAUUAAUCUUAGCAUUGUGUUAGGCUUGGUUUUAUAACACUACCAAACAGGCUGUAAUAUCAGUAGCCAUAUAAUGUCAUUGGUUAAAACCAAUCUGAUUGACUGCCAACUCAAAUAAUUUGCUGAUUUCAUUACACCACAAAGUGUAGAAGCUGAUGCCAUUUGUGGAAGAGCACCUGUGGUGAUUUGUUUCAAGCACAACCUUAAAGAUACUCAACUUUUUCAGCUGAUGGUGCCAAAAAAAAAAGCGUGUACAGGAAAUUUUUUACAGCGGCAGUUUAGACAGCAUGAGAUCAUAUCUAUCAAUACCAUAAAUGUAUUGUUUACAGACACCUCCUACAUGUAAUGUCUCUUUUUGGAUCAGUGAGGGUGCAGUUGGGUGUGAAAUUUAGCUCACUUCCUCUUCAGUGACUCAAUACACGGUUCUGUCAUGUGCUGCGGACUGUAGUGGGAUUGCAGUGGUGUUUUUCUCCAACUGAAUAAAGAAGGUAGCCGUUGUGCAACGCUUUCACAGAUGAGUGAGUAAAACACGUCUGAUAAAUCCUGCACUGACUUGACGUUCAUCUCUCAGUUUUAGAGAGAAAAAUCUCCACCAGACAGACGAGGGAGGAGCUGAUCAAGAAAGGAGUUCUUAUUCCUGACCAAGGUAUGUCUGUAAACUCACCAACAAGUUUCAUUUCCAUGUUCCUAUCUGUGAACUUGACAGUCUCAGACCUGUGUAUCAUGAUUUGGGUAAAUCGAAAGAGAAAUUAUGCUGAAAGAUGACCAGUGACAGAGCUUUAAUUACAGCUUUAAACAUUUAGUCAUGUGUUAAAAUGCAGUUUGAUCACUAACUGCUCACUAUCACUAUUUUUUCAACAAUUAUAAGAAUUUUUUCUUCAUCCCUGCCCUUUAGACUAACUUCAUCAUGUUAAAAGUUGGAUUAUUUUGUUCUGCAACAGCAGAACUUAACGGAAAAUGCAGGGAUUUCUGUGAAAGUACCUGUUUUCCCUUCUUCUCUUUUAGAGGAAACGAUCAGUAGUGAAAAUCUGAACGGUCAUGCCACAGCAACAGAAACUGCAGAGGAGGUCAAAGUUGACAUUGAGUCUCCAGAAACAGUGCAGGAGGAGCAGGCCACUGGACCCGCCAACACAGAGGACAAAGAGGACAAAACAGGUAAAUUGACCUCAUACUUUGACCUCUGAUCAAGCUGUAAGCAGCUUCACUUUUGAAAGUCCACACUUAGAUAAAACUUUUUCACAGGCAGUUUUCUUAUAGACGUCUUUUUUUUCCUGAAAUCUUUUCAAAAUCAGAAGUGACAGUUUGUUUUGUUAAUAUGGGGUGACCCUGAUAGGAGAUCCACUCCCCCAUUUCAAGACUAACUUUUAGAAAAGACUCUUCAGAGACCAAAUCUUGUAUUUGUAGAGCAAAGUAUUCAAAUUCAAAAUAGUGAUGAAAACUCAUUAAUGAAGAUCAGAGAGAUUGUUUCAUGAUUCAGUUUCAACAUUUAAAUGGAAAUACAAAUGGUCACAUGUCUAAAUGAAGCACAGAUGAUUUGGGCGUUUACAUUAAACGUGAUUAACCUGAAGGAUGACAGGUCUUGUGAAGGGAAUAACUUUGAUCUGUUUUUCAGCCACAUAGCUUUUCAAACACAGGUUUUAGGAUAAUCCUCCUGUGAUCGCUCCAUUUGGAAAUUACGCUUGGUUGCGCCAUCAUUCUUUAGCUGUUUGACAGUCAUUUAAUGUACUGUCAAACAGUCUGGCGCUGUAGCAGUAGAUGACAGCUGGCCUCCACUGUGAGGGGUUUGCUCUCUUUACUGAGAAAUGGCACAAUCAGGCAUCUUUACCAGUAUUGGCAUUUUAUUUCGAAAGAUAUUAAUGCUUGCUUUCAACAACAGCAACUAUGAACAAAGCGGUAAUACUGAAACGUGAACAUAACAGUUAUGGUUACAUAACAGUAACAUGAUGGUUCUGCUUUCCUUGAGGGAAAAAGUUGUUGUUACUCUCCAUCUGUGACGCUCUAAUGUCUGGUUCAGAGUUUAAAAUGUGUUUUCUUGGCACAUGCAGAUACUCUUAAUCCUUAAAUCCAGACAUCAGCUCUGUAAACAAAUAAAAAAGCAGGAAACUCUUCCCACCAGAAUGACUCAGAACAUGUUGGGUUUCUCACGAUUAUGGAACUUGUGCUGCUCUUUGGUGACGUUUUGUCGAAAUGGUUGAAUCAAGUGCAGCUUUUUUUAGUUGCCUUCCCCACGGUUCUGAAAUGCAUUUGCAUCGGUCACAGAUUUGUGGCCGACACUGAAUCUCUUCUCUUUGGGAUCCCAGACCAGGCCUAAUGUGCUCAAAUAGAUAUUCCCAUUAUAUCAGCCUGCAGCAGGCAUUCACAGUCUACACUGAGCGGUAACCUCCUCCUAAUGCCUCCCUCUGCCUCAAGAGACCGGCCCCGGCUCUCCUGUCUGAUGCUGCCUAAGUGUUGUGCUGUUUUCAUCUCAACCCUGUUAGCAUUGAACUCUGAGCCAUUUGUUUGUUCAUUUGUCGAUAAAUAGAAAGGUGCAGGGUAACAAAUCCUGCAUGUAUGGGAACAGGACACGCAUACCUUCACGCUGAAGGGAAGGUUGAUGGGCACAAUUUAUACACCGUAUUUCCAGGCUUAUUCUUGUUUGGUAUACGUUUUCAUGGAUGCAGUCUAAAUACAGCUGCUCAAUACCUAUCAUGUCACAUCAGUAUCAUGUCUUCCAACUCACCUCUUAUCUUUCAAUGCCUCUUUGUUUGCUUUUCCGUAUUUGUGCAACAUUUAUCCUUUAAAAAAAAAACCUUUAACAUCAAAUUUUUUCCUCCCUGCCUCCACUGAUGUGCCCAGAGAGGCGUGAUACUAAACCCCUCACCCGGGCGAACCAAGCGCGACUUCGAGACGCCCAAGCUAAAAAACAGCCAAGCAGCACUCAGCCCGCCUCUUCCAAAACUGCAGGUGGCACAGCAGCCACAACCAGGCACAGAGAAGGUGCUGCAGGGACUAAAAAGACAGCUAAAACCACAGGCAAGGCAGGCUCAUCCACUCAGUCUAAAGCUAACCCACGGAGUACUAACGCUACUGGUCAAGGGACUGGUAAGUUCAGCUAGUUUGGAGCCUGUUUGCUGCCUGCCUGAACUCCCUGCAUGGAAAAAGUGCUCGUAUCACUGUUUGAAAGGAAACAAAAGUCAUCACUAAGACCUCUGCUGCACCAGAAGCCAGGGCUUCAUGCACACUCUUGUGAAUUCUCUUGGUCAAGUUCCUGUCAAGCGAUGACAAAAUAGAAUUUCCCUGUUUUCCCGACUUGACAUUGUCCCUUUCUCACCAGAGAGUUCCAGUCAAGGGAGCGAUUGUGUAUGUGUCUCGUUCACAAUCUUUCUGUUUUUAAAGAAAGCAGAAGUGAAAAUCUUUUCUCUGGCUCUGCGAAUUUCUCACAGCUCAAAUGUGCACAGUGUUUGAGUCUAUGUAUGUGUGACAGUGAGUGGGGUCAGUGUUGCAUGGCUGAUUAUAUGUGUGUAUUUGUGUGUGUGCUUGUUUAACCUGCAGCAUGAUGAGGCCCAGCAGCACAGAGAGCAGAAUGUUGCAUGUGACUGUAACAGUGUCUUAUCUGAAGGCCUCUGUUUAUUUUAGGUUCAGAUUCUGGGGAAGGGAAACGAUCUCUAGAUGACAUUUAAGUUUGUCCUUUUCCUCAGGCUUUCUGUACCAGCACAUAAGGGUGCUUCACUACAGCACUACAUACAUCACAGGCAUACAGGCAAAGUUUAGUGAUCUGAAAUAGUUAACUGUUAAGAGCAAUAUGGCUACCAGGAUGUUUAUUCUUUAAACCCCACGACAGUGGAAGUUAUACACAUUAUGAAGUUUGCAUUUGUCAAUGACAAAAAAUGGCUUACCAAUGUUUUUGGACAGAAGGAGUCAAGGAGAUCAUACUAUACUCAAUAAAAUAAUGAUGAAAAAAAUCACAGUUCACAUCCACAGUCUUUUCUUAGCCUAAACAAUCAAAUAAUCUGUAUUAUUUAAUCCUUGUUUUGCCCCAAAGGACUUAAACACACCGUAAUACUGAGUUAGACAUCCUGUCGAGAGAUGAAUGUUGCCGACUGCUUGCUUCUCUAGUUAUACUGACUUUUGUAAUGACCGCACGAUAGCAACAUACAGCAGCCUCAGGAGCCACAAACAAACCUCAACCAAAACGCCACUCUAUAGCCACAAAUAAUGCUCAGAACAGCACCUAACUUCAUCAACAGUACAUAUAGAGUCCCAGCCAUAGUACUAGACACCAAACAUCUUUUUAACUUUGCCUAAUUUCUAAAGAGACUAAACACAACUUACCGACUCUCUUCCAGCAGCUGCUUGUUUGUAGGGAGACCUUCAGAUGAGUCCAUUACAGACUACAGCGGGGUGACACAGCUCAAGGAAGAACAUUUCUGAUCAUUACUUUAUCAUUUUCUUGAGGUUAUACUCAUCGUAUUAAUCAUUUCACGCUGCAGAUGCAGAUUUUCUGCCUUAGCAUCUCGGUCUGAUUGCAUUUCCAUGAAGAAAUGAUCAUAAAUGUUCUUCCUUGAGCUGCGUCACCCCGCUGUAGUCCGUAAUGGACUGGCCCGAGGUCUUGCUACAAACAAGCGGCUGCUGGAAGAGAGUAGGUGAGUUGUGUUUAGUCUCUUUGCUAAAGAAAUCAGGCAAAGUUAAAAAGAUGUUUGGUGGCUUGUACUAUGGCUUGGACCCUAUUUGUACUGUUGAUGAAGUUAGGUGCUGUUCUGAGCAUUAUUUGUGGAUAUAGAGUGGGGUUUUGGUUGAGGUUUGUGUGUGGUUCCUCAGACUGCUGUGUAUUGCUACCUUGUGGUCGUUACUAAAGUUGAUAUAACAAGAGAAGCAAGCGAUUGGCAACAUUUAUCUCUCAAGGGGGUUUCUAACUCGGUGUUAUGGUGUGUUUAACCCUAACUAUAUUUACGCCGGAAUAUCCCUAUAAUACCGCUACUGACGUAAAAUUGUGUGUUUAAAAAAAAAAAAAAUAACAUGUAUACAAUCAGAAACUAAAAGCAGAGUUUUAUGAGAAUACAGAUGGUUUUUGGUUUCUUGAAGACACUCCUCAUUAAUUUGUCAAACACUGAUUAGUGUACCUCUUCACAGAUUGAUGUAUAUUUGGUUGCACUGGUGCUCCCCACUUCGACAAGUAAAGGACACCGGCAAAAACUUAAAGCAUUCCCCAAUCAAUAAGGAGCACCAUAAUUAUAACGUACAUAUCAUCAACAUAGGUUUUAGUUUAGUGAUGAUAAGCUCUUCUGUGGCAGUCAAGCCCACGUUCAGCUCUGCCAAUGAAGUGGAACAGCCAGCAGCAUCCUGACUAACACAAACUUUUGACAGUCUUACAUCCGUCUUUGUCACACGUUUGUCUCUGAAUUUCUUGUGUUAGGUGCUCUUUCCCCAUGCUCGGUCAUGUUCUCAUAUUUAUGUUGCACGUUUUCUGUGGAAAAUAAAAACCUGCUACCUUACCAAAUGCUUUACAUCGCACACAGAGCUUUUUUCAAAACAGGGCCAUUCUCUAAAAACUGUGAACUCUCUUUGCUGCUGGUGCACCUGCAUUUACCGCAUCAACAUCAUGAACUUCGGAGGUUGCAUAUCUCACCAUAGGUGGUCCAGGAAACAAAGCUUUCCAUGCUCUUUCCAUCUUCUCUCCACCCCUUUUGAUUUUGCAUGAGUUAACUCUGUCAGGGAGUGAUUAAACAUUUGAAUAUUGAUAUAUGAAAAUAUUAUGAUCAUUGGGAAUCAAUAAAGUUCUUCUUAAUUGUAACACCAAUUCACAAAAAAGCGAGAACCAUGUGGAACAGAUGUAGACUGUUCAUUACUGUAUUUAGACCGACCCCACAACUCUUCUAUCAACAAGCUCAUGAUAACUGCAGCUUUGUCAUUUAGCAACAACUAACAUCGCUGCUUCUCAUCAAACAUACAAACGUGAACACACAGCCUGUAAGCUUCCCCUGCACAUAUCGCUCCAGGCUGUUUAGAUUUGUGUGUGGUCUCUCGCUGUCAUUACCUCUGUUAUUAACGUGCUCUCUUGUAAGCCACAACACAAGUUUAUCUGCUUUUUUUCCUCUUCGUUUUUCUCCUGCAGGCUGCUUUCAGUUUAACACAGAUGUGCUCAUCCAGCUGGCAGGCAGAGAAAAAACUGGAACAUUUCUGAUAUUUCUAUAACAGCCCUUCCCUCUUUCUUUUUCAUAUUAAUUCACAUGAUAACUAAGUAAUUGUUGGCAGUGUUAUUGAUCAGAUAAAAGAUGAAGAACUCUAUGGCUGACUGAGCUACUUGAGGACAUAUGAGCAUAAGAAGAACUGCAUUGAAAACUGUUUUUUCUACAACCUGUAAAUCUUCUGACUCUGGGGGUUGACAGACAAAAAGCCCGAAAGUCUAGUUUAUAUCUUUGCUUCUUCUCCCCCCCUCAGUCAAAUCCACCCAUCCAAAGAAGACAGGAACCACAACAAAAACCACCCCAGGCUCCACCUCAACAUCCACCUCCACCCCACGUUCUCGUGCAUCUAAGGACAGUGCAGCACAGAACGGCGGGACAGAGGGGAAGACCAACCGGAAAUCAGACGUUCCCACCUCUUCCUCAGUACCUCACAAGGCCUCCACAGAGACUCCUAGCAAGCCUGGGGAGUUAAAAUCCUCCCCCCUUUCCUCAGACACCAAGACAGCCGCCUCAUCUAAAGGCUCAGGCAGUGAUUCAGGAGGGACUCACGCUGCUUCUCAACCUGAUCCUGAGUGCAAAUCUGCCCCUAAUGGCUCAACUGCAGCUGAGGAGACCCCCAGGGAUAAGGCUGCAGAAACCACUGAGCAGAUUCCCCAUAUCAACUCUGAAACAGAGGACACUUCCUUCACAGAGGGAGAGACGGAGAGGAGCUCAAAUGGAGGGGAAGAGGAAAGAACGGGAGGGGAGGGGAGAGAGGAAGAAAAGAAGAAACAUGAAGGAGAAACAGAGUCUUCUGUGGAGAACGGCCCGAGGUAACAAAGUCCAACAGGAGUAACACACUAAGUUCUGAAGUCAUUAAAGUUUGAAUCAGUUUUCAGAAACACAUGUGCUCAUACUGUUUGGUUGUUUUCGAUGUAGUUCGUCUCAGCCGCGAGCCGAAAGGCCGGCAGGCCUCAGUGUGAACACAGAGCAGGCCGAGGUGACGGUGAUCCCCGAUAGGCCGAGAGACAGCACGACAAGCGACUCCGACUCUGAUGGACCAAUCCUGUACCGCGAUGAGGAGGAAGAGGAGGAGGAGGAUGAGUACACAGAGAGUAUGAGAUUAGUUUUUCAACACAUUAAACAGCACUGAGAUUUGAAUUAAGUGAUUUAUGAUACAAAGAUACAGACACAGUGCAGUUUUGAUCAAUAGCCAUACCCGAAUAUGACCUAAGAAUUACUGCAUUAUGGUUUCUCUAUUGAGGGUGAAUAGAUUCAAGGUCCUAAAAAUGCCUCUGACUCAUCCUCUCUGUUGUGUUCCUGUUUCAGGCGCUCUGGCAAAGAAGAUCCGCCGACGAGACACCCUGAACAUCAAACUGGGGAACAGACCCAGCAAGAGAGAGCUGGAAGAGAAAAACAUUCUGCCGCGAAGCUCUGAGACGGAGAGACACGAGCUCCGCCAGCAGAUAGGCUGUAAACUAGUCAGGUACACACAAACACACACACACACACACACAGAAAUCUUACAAAGUGUGAAAUUUCACCACAAAUUUGGCAGAGUUAAGGAGGUACUUACAAAGAUUAGAAAUGAUCUUAUUGGUGUGUCCGUGGGCGGUGAACAAACGAUGCCCUAAAAAAAUCUGGCCGCAGUUAAGUUUGGCCUUUUCACGCUAUGACAGAACAGCCCGUGGCAGAAAGCCCCUGGAUUUCUUACAGACAAAAAAAAGGUGACAAAUAGUCAUAACUGUGGUAGUUAUUGUUGCUACGCUUCGUGGUAGCCAGUGCCUUUAUAAAUUGAUUUCAUAUCUACUACUUGUGAGAAGAGGAUGUGAUCACAGAUUUCUUUUUUAGGCGCCUGAGCCAAAGACCGACCACGGAAGAGCUGGAGCAGAGAAACAUCCUCAAGCGUGAGUUUCUAAAACGCCAUAUAAGGGCUGGUUUAUGUCUGUCAUUAUGUUUGGAGACUUUGUUGUAGAUCAGAAUCAGAUUUUUCUCUCCACCUUUAUAAACUCAACUUAUUUGUUCCCACACCUAAUCACCUUUGAAUGAAAUCCAUGCUCACAGUUCUGUACCAGCUCAUUUACCACAUGGUUGGUAAUACAUAACCUUUUGAAUUAUUCAGUUCUCACAGCGAGACUUUUUGCUCUGACACCUGAUGCAUCAUUUCUGGAGUUGAGGGUGGCAUAUAUGGGUGGAUGCCGGGUUUAUAAAGACAUAAUGCCUGUAAAAGGCUUACACUAAGCUCAAAACUAUUGCAUUGUUUUUCCUCUCAGUUCUACGUGUUUCUUGUAUUCUUCCUUUCUGCACAACAAGCCCGGUUGCUGAAUGGUUAAUAAAGUUCACAGGUUUUAAAAAGAGCUACAGUUGCUGCGAUUCCUAUAAAUAUACUCGACACUUAUGACUUCACUUUCUGUGAAGCUGUUCUCAAGUUUAUUUUAAGUCUUAACACUUACGAAGGAAGAGGAUACAUCAUACUUCUGACGAUGGUCUGACUUUUAAACAUCAGGUAAUGUCUGUCACAUACUGCAGGUGUUGAACUUCAGCAAUUUAGUGUUUAUUGAUUUCAGAGUGGUCACACAUUGCUGGAUAUGACUGUCUCAGUUAUCAGAUUAAAGAAGCACAUGUCUGUAAAAGUCAUGCGUGACUCUAUUAGAAGCAGACCUACACUGAGUGACUGAUUCACAAUCAGUUGUUUUUACUUACUGCUUCUGAACUGGCUUCAUUGACACAGAUUGUUUUUCUUUACUUUAGUUACAACACUGCCUAAAAUUAAAUGACUACAGAUCAGUUAAUGAGGCUGCAUUAUACCCAAUACACCCACUAUGCUUUACAUAAACUCUGAUACUUUGUCAGAUAGUUGAAAAAUUGUACUCAAUGUCACCAAGCAGGGAUUGAAUCAGUAAGCUCGGGGUUUUGCUAGAUUAGCUUCAGCGCCAACAGAGACUUAAAAAGGGGCAUUUGAGCUUGAGGUAUUAUGGUUUCAAAAGUGUUGUGCUCUUGGACUCAGUGAAACAAUUCAACCAGCCAUUUCUACCUCUAAUGACCAAGUAGUUCUGAACAGUCCAGAGAUACUUGUUUGUACUUCAUGGAAUGAAAAUUAAAACUAAGAUAUCAGACAUCACGAUUCAUCCAGUAAGAUUAGCUUCCAAAAAUAAAACAAUUUUAAGAGGAAUUUUAACAAAGCCCAAUGAGAAAACGACUUUAAAAGUUCUUGUAAAUGCUUUUAAGUGUGGGAGCAGUCUCCCUCUGUGAGUGGACACUUAGCUCCUUGAGGCUGUAAUAAAAUACAUAAAAGCCUAGAACAGCUGUUAAACUAAUAAUUCGACCCUUGGCCAUUACCACUGACCCGUGUACUUAUACUAAUACUCUGACAGUUGUUGCACAAACUCCAUUUGGACAUAACAAAUCCAUACUUCAGAUUUAUUAUGUUUACAGUGUAACACACAGGCAUGGUCUGAUCAGAGCUGAAAAAAGUUUUUUUACUCACUUUUAGAAGUGUCAAGUGUCUGAGCUGUGGUCCAGAUGGCUAACUCUUUGUCACUGAUAGGACCAGCAGUAAGUGUCAGGCCAAGAUAUUCUCAGGCUGUUAACCUAAACACAAAUAUACACUCAAUAUCCACCUCGACCGUACAAGGAUGCGUAAAAGAUUCAACAAAGAUGAUAUACCGGUCAGAAUAAGAGUAGCUAAGUGAAGAAUUGUGCCUUUGCUUUCUGUAUGUUAAAGCAAUCACUCAUAAUAGAUAAUCAUGGAGAUGGUUUAAAACCACGUGAUGCUGUUUAAAGACAGCAGCUGAAGUUUGUAGCAGUCACAGAAGGUGUGAAAUGACUGUUUGUUCUCUGAACGCAGAAAAAAAUGAAGCAGAGGAGCAAGAAGCCAAGCAAGAGAUUAAAAGGAGACUUUCCAGAAAGGUACUGUAAACACCUACUGCACACACACGCGCACACACACAAACAUGCACACAUGGGAGAACUGAAAGGACACAGGGGGGCUAUAUUUAGCUGUUUUGCUUCACCAUAUGAGUCAGAUGGCAGAGAGGAAGGAUGAAAUCAGCCCAUCUAGUGGACAGAGAUAGAACUGAAGCUCAUCUCUCUGCUCAGAGGUUGUGUUGUCUGUGUAUUGUCCCUCUGCUCCUAAAGGGCAUGCUUCUUUUCUUAUGAAACAUUUUUAGAUAACAGAUGCAGGGAACUGUUUUAAGAUUGAACACUCAUGUUUCCAUUUUGUCAUCCUUAAAUAUAAGUCAGAGGUCUGUAGUUGAAUUUCUCACCCUCUUUCUUUUUGUGUGUGGUUGUAGCUGAGUGUGAGGCCGACUGUGGCGGAGCUUGUCGCCCGCAGAAUCCUGCGUUUUAAUGAGUACGUAGAGGUAACGGACGCCAAGGAUUACGACCGACGGGCAGACAAACCCUGGACACGGCUUACACCAGCUGAUAAGGUGAUAAAUCCUUCAUAUUCCACAUUGUGAUAACUCUGAUUUUAGUUCACCGAGCUACAGGAGGUGGAGGAUCUGCUGCAUGGAUUUAGUACAUGACAACAGAACAAGGGUGAACGCCUUGUGCAUUAAUUAUACAGCUGUUACAUCCUCUGCACUUCUAAUGGCAGCUCUACAUAAAAUUUUAGCUUCUGGGAUUUGUUCUUAUUCAGCUCACAAGAGCGUUAGCGAGAUCGGGAUCUGCUUAUGGAUGUUUCACUUCAUUACAGAGAUGUUGGAUGGAGAAACAGGGCAGUGCAGGCUAGUCAUGUUCAUGCACACCAGUGUCAACAAAACAUGAGCACAGACUUCUCUCUGUGAAAAAGGAAAGGACUCACCACAAACUGUUGCCAUAAACCCAGGAAAACAGUUCACAAGUUUAACUGAGACAUGAGUUACACAAUAUGUCCUUUUGAGCAAAUAGUGAAUGUAAAAACCUACUUUCCGCCUAAAUAAACAGAGGAUGAAAAAAAUGUGUUGAUUAAUCACAUGACCUGACCUGUUUUUGCAAAACUUCCUGUCUGUAGGAAGAAGCUCAUCAGGGUGUACUCGAGGGCAGUUUCUCUGUGAAGACUGCCCCCUGCUGUCGAUUUGCAGAACUAUAGAAAAUAUUGCCAAAUAAUAUUGUGCUUUACUUUUCUACCCAUGCUAUGUGAUGUUAUGAAAAUAGGCCACUUUAUGCUGCACAGAACUGGAACAAACUUUGGGUAGUUAUGAUCAUAGGUCAGAGACUUCAUCUAAUCAGAGUAGAAAUCACAACCUGACCCUGUUUGUGUUUCUAUGUGUGCUGAGAAGGCAGGUGGACACUGAAUAACUGUGUGUAUGUGUUUGUUAUAUCCUCAGGCUGCCAUCCGUAAGGAGCUGAAUGAGUUUAAAAGCAGAGAGAUGGAGGUUCAUGACGAAAGCAGACAUCUCACCAGGUACUAAAGCAGUCAACGGCUUCUACUGUUCAGCCCAAUUUAGCUGUAGCUCUCUCUCUCUUCAAUAACAAUUCAUCAGCAUUAAUCCUGCUGUUUAUUAGCUCACAUUGAUCAAUACCACAAUUAUUCUGGUGCCUGAAAGCCAUUUCCUCUCUCCACGUUGAAGGCAGGAUACAUUGCACACACCUUAGUGGACUCGAGUUCAUUAGCCUCAGGUAUUGAUUGUUAAUAAAGUUCAGCCCUACUCUCUUAUGUUCCUCGACUCGACCUUUGCCGUGUAGUUUAAUAGCAGUGCAGAAUACAAAUUUUACACCAGCGACUCCAAUUGCGUCAUUCUUUCUUUGGUUAUGUGGAGCGUCCCGGUGCUUUCGUAGUUUUGACUGGUUUUGUGGAUGUUGCUCCUCUUGUAUUGUUUCUCAGGCCUCAUGAGAACAGUUCAGCCAGGCCAGUCUGAAUAUUUCUUUGUAUUGCAUAAUGAUUUGGAAACAAUAGCCUCUUUCUCUACUGCUACAGAUUCGAGGUCAGUCAUAAAUCUUGUGCAAAACUAUUCAAAGGUAACAUUAUACCCACACUUCUUAUUCUCUAAAACAGAGAGGAGUCAUUCAAAGUGCCUGGGAGAAAUCUCAUUGGAUCAGAAAGCAGCUGCUGUAAUAAUCAAAUUUGCUCAUAUUUUCCAUAGAGAUUAGUGCUGUUAUAUACUUAAUUCAUAAUACUCCACUUAUUGAAAUGAGCCUGAAUGUGACCCCGAGGACAGAGAAUAAACUUCUCUCCCUUCUCUGCCUCAUUGACUAAACAGUGUUACUAAAGUCCCCACAUAAUAGAGUGACCGUACGUCCUCUUUUACCCGGACAUGUCCUCUUCUUUGCGGGCUGUCUGGCUUUGUCCAGGGAAGUUUAUAAAGUCCUUCAAAUGUCCGCGGUUUUGUACGGAAGUUUUGAGUUUGUGUCAUGUGGACUUACUGAGUUAGAAACGCGUAAAAGACACUCGAUCCGAUCUGAAAAACUCUGAAAAUUAACUUUGUGCGACUCCUUGACUCUGCCCCCGCAAAGUCAUGUCCUCUUUUAGGGAAGUCAGAAUAUGGUCACCCUACCACAUAACCUCAUAACAUAACACCCUAGCAUCUUGAGUUAUUAAAGAGAAUAACAGAAUGAGAGUGCUCGUCAAAAAAACGGAGUGUGAUGACAGACUUUUCAUUUACACACCUCGUUGGAGUUCACAGGGGGAUGUAGAAUUUCUUCUCAGUGUCAAGAGUUUUGAAUUUAAAUGUAAUAGUAUUUUAUUUGUUGUGUUACUUGGUUUAAAGGUGAAAGCACCUCUUUAAAAAGGUUUUAGCACUGCAAAGAUAUCUCACACAAGCGUUCAACUGGAAGCAAUGGAAACACGAAUGAAAAUUGAAGCAUUUGGAAACACACAACAACAAAAAGUCCUGAUCCGAAGCUUGUCUGUCUGUCUGUCUCUGUUUUUCAGAUUCCAUCGACCCUAAUCCCUCUCGCCGUCUGCUUGUACGUCAGCACCAUGAGCUCUCUGGUCCACAGCUCCCAGCUCUUCAUCCCCUCAGUACACAGUUCAGUCCUGUCAAACCCCUGGUGAUGAUGAUGAUGAUAUAUGUCUGUCUAUAGUAAUGGCUGCAAGUGUGUCUUAAGGCUUUGGCCAUCUAUGGACUCUAGUGAAACAUUUGCACAGAUCUGUCAGAACAAUGGUGUGUAUAGCGCUCUGAUUAUUUAUUAUAGAUGACCAGAACUUGCUGGAAUAUCUUUUCUUUUUGUUCAAACUUUUAUGUUUCUUUCUCUUUUUUGGGGGGUGGGGGUGGGGGGGAUAACGCCAGGCUUUUUAUGAGAGGAAAUUUGGGCUUAAUUACCCUCAAGAGUAGUGAAUGUGUUUUAGGUGUGAGAGUUUGUGUACUUGCCAAGGUAUGCCUUGUGAUAAACUGCCAAAUGGCCAAAUAUGGGCAUCCUCCGACAGCAGGAAAUGGGAGCGAUUGGAUGGCUUCCUGCUGAUGUCAGUGCCCAUGUCAUAGAUCAGGGGGGAGCAGAGACAGUUUGUUCUGCUCUGAUGUGCCUCUAGGAAUUGAAUCUGACAUACUGCAGUUCAUUCGAAGACAUAUUCAAAUUAUAUCUGCCACUAGGGGGCAUUAUAUCAUUAGAGUUAUCAACUGCACAGGUAAGACAUUUAUAGAGAGGAAGAAUAAGUGAGUGUUAUUUCUGCUGAAGCGCAGGGUUUAGUGGACACCUGAAGCUGUAAUAAUGAAGUGCAAUGGAAAUCACUCCAAGUUUAGCCAAUCCUGAUCCCUCAGCACUCUGGCUGUGAUCGUGUACCGCCACACAUCCUGCGUUGAGGAAUUGAGAGCAAACCUUUGAUCGUCAAGUGCUGAACUUGCUGUUUUUUUGGGAUCUAAUUUUCACGUUUUGACUUCAGGUUUUCAUUGUGAGUUUUUUGACUGGAGCUUUCACUCAGUGACUUAGUGCCAAUCAAUAAGCAGGAAAUUAAUUACAUUUUGGUGUUUUUUUUACUUGAAAGUUUACAGGUUUGAUUUUGUUUGGAAGUGAUCAGCUGGUCUGGAGGGGGGGGGGGGCAGUACUUUAUUUUCUAUCAUUUUGAACAUGUUUUUGUAGUUUAAUCUGUCAGAAUGUGAUGGAUAUGUAAAGACAGACAUGACCUCAAGUGGCCCUUUUACAUCUUGCCUUAACAUGCACCUUUCAAUUAAAAUGAUUACGAAAUAGACUCAAAAAACAAAGUAUCGAGAAUCGUAUAGUAAGCAAGUGGUUAUGCUUCAAAAUAGAAUCCCAGCAGGGUGAGCAGAGAUCUCUUCAAAUUGAAUCUGACAGGGCAAACGAUGGCUUAUUUUCCUCUUUUUUUCUGAUUUGUAGUAAAUAAAACAAUGAAUUCAUUAAUUAAUCCAUCCGGGGAUAAAACUAAAAAACUUUCAAGAGUCUCCUUCUAACACCGUGAUGCUUCAAUUCAUCAUCAGGAUGGAAGUUAAAACAGGAGAUUGAUACCGCUCUCAUCUCCAUGCGUCAUCCAUUAGAGUGGUGAUUGUCCCAUUUAGUCCUCAAUGUCAUUCACACUUUAGUUUUAUGAAUCAUUGGUUCAUUUAAUCGUUAAAGUAGGACUGGUAGUGUAACUCUUUGGACUGACUAAUGUGAUUUUAAAUCUUUAAUCAAAUAAGGAAAGCGGUUAAGGAAGUACUUUUGUUGGAACAUGCAGAUACAUAAAUAUUAGCUGUAUACAGAGAUUUUAUAACCAUGACUUCUAUGUGGUAUGAUCAUUUCAAUCACAAUAGAACUUUAUUUAACAAAGAUUUAAGGCUUUUAAGUUCUCUAUAAUAAAAAGUCAACUGCUCAAUCUUUUUAAGGUGUCAGGGAGUCAGGGAUAUCUGCACGUUUAAGUCAGUGGAUUUUGGCUCUGAUGAAGGCCUGACUGGCCCACAGGUCGGCACAUUAAAGUGAAAAUUGCACUGAUGAAGUGUGCCGAUAUCUGCUUGUCUUUAAGUGCUUUAGGAAAAAUACACAAGAGGUGUGUUAAUGCAAGAUGUUAAGGGAUUUGACAAUAAUUUGGGGGGAAUGUUUAGCUGUUCACAAUCAGAACAACAAAACCUAAAAAUGAAACGUAUUUGUAUGAAUUAAAAACUCCCUUUUAAAGCUCUUGACAUAUUUAGGACGUGUAGAAAAGCUUGGUUAGGAAAAUGAAACAUUACCCCUUAUUAGCUUGUAUAAAAGUAUAUAUUUGAAACUUAAGAAAGGCGUGUUUCCUCCUAGUGUAUUUGGACUCUGAAGGAGAUAACGGCUGAAUAGUGAGUGACAGAUUGAGCCUGCUGACGCCCAAAGGCUGCUGCUCUUAUAAAAGAUCUCCCACCUCCACAAGACUCAUCAAAAACAACGAAAGGACAGAUUUACCCUGAAUGUGCCGGGGUUGUAUCAUGAAGUAAUGCACAGUGAGAAAACGACAGUAUUCAGUGAUGUUAAUGUGUAUGUUGUUAUAUAUUGAUUAUUUUGUACAGAAUGUAUAUCGAGCAUGUGCAUACAUUGAAAUCAGUUUUAUUACCAAUAUGAUACAAUAGAACUUUGAUGUGAAUGUUUUACGCUCUGAUUUCAGUCGUGUUUUUUUUUUUUUUUGUCACCCACAAACAAUGGAAAAGAGUCCCACCUGUUUUCUAGGCAGACCAUGUACCAGACAUUAUAUAAGGAGUUAGAAAUCUGCAGCUCAUUUCGUAUUCUUCCCACCUUCACUUGGACUGGACUCAGCAGAUGCAGUGCAGCAGGUAUUUUCAUGGAUGGGCAGUUUAAAGCAAUUUCAAAUCCUUCUUGGAACUCACAUUUGAUUAAUUUCUCUAGAUUAGUGGAGUUCACCUUGCACCAGCUUGAAAGAAAGCAGACUGGAGGUGCCUUGAAAAAUUGAAUAAAUCAAAGUAAGCGUUAAGCGAGCAAAUAGAAGCUAUAUUAACUUAGGUGCGGUGUAUAACCCUGUUGCAUUUUGUGAGUAAGCAAAUUCUCUGGGGUUAAUAUGGUGGACAAAGACUGUUGGAAAAGACCAGGAUACUCUUUUCUCCAGGUGUCCUCCCAUUUAAAACAGAGAUGAGUCAAUACAGAAAUAACUAACAGAGACUGUCAUCAUUAAUUUCCUGCAUCACUGGUGCAUAAUUCCAAAUGUUUUAUCUCAUGAUUAGAAACGGCACCUAAAUGAGGCAGCAGAGAGAUGUGACAGUUGGUAUGAACUCAUAAACAUGUGGUAUUAACUACAGGGAGCGAGUCCUAUCAAAUAUUUUACGGCUGCUCUCAGUUUCAUCUCACCUUGUAACCCACGGAUCAUUGAGACAAAGACAAUAAAACUUACAGAUAAGACCUGAGAGGCAUUAGAAGUCUGGAUACAUGCCACACUCUUCAGUAAUGCUCAUAAAGCAGAAAAUUUGGAUUUAUACAUCCAGACAUCUCCGUUUCAAGUGUGUGCCUUUGGAAUAGCAAAUAAGUCAGUUUGAGACAUUUGCUCACUAUCCGAGCCUCUCAUCUUAUCAUAGCUGCAGAUUUCUGGUAACGCUUACAUCAGAGGAUGACUGCUGUCACGCCGGUGCUUAUUUAAGCUUCCUUCAUCAUUUCUCCAAACCCUCCAGUUUUUAUGUUGAGCCAUAAUCAAUCUUCUGCUGCUGCUGUUUUUGAUCUAAAGCUUCUUAUUUGUAACAUGUAAUCUUUCCGGAUCAUGUCAGAGUCACAGUGAAGUUUCAGGACUUAGAGGGGAUUCCCAGGUGUCACUCAGUCACACUUUAAACCUUCUGGGUUAAAAUACAGAGAAAGAGAGAUGCAGACAAGAAUCAGUUUUUUUAAAGUCACAUGUUAAUGUCAUAUAUUCCUAAAAUCCUUACUGUUACGUCCAAACUGUGUACAUUGUUUUUGUAUAUAAAGAAUCAUGAAAACAUUUA